GCACAGGGUUAAGAAGUCCAAAGAAAGCAGCACUCUAUCAGAAUAUGGCAAUGGCUACAACUUUACGACAUCAAACACUACAUCGAUGUAACCAGAAAAUAAGGAAAGGAAAGAAAGGAAAGGAAAGUGGUAAAAAACAGGAAGAAGAUGAAAGAGGAAUAUGCUGGAACUGGGAAGCUUGGAUAAUGAGGAGUACAAAAUAUCACAAAUGAAGACAAUGGUUGAUUGUAUUGGUUUUCCUAAAUCUUCUGUAGAAGAUAUGAAUUGCUUUAUGAAAACCAUUCAUUUGUUACCUGAUGACUUAACUGUAUGUACACUGUUUGUUGUACGAGUUCCUGCGACGGAUAACAUGAAGUAUUUGGUAAUUACUCGACUACGCAAAGACUGUGAGCCUUUGGUCUUAAAGCUGGCCAUGCCACGAGAAGAUGAUGAAUGUGAUUGGAUAAAUUUGGCGAACGAAGACAAUGUCGUUCGUGAUUUUAAUGCAAUAUUCCAAAAUGGUAUAUUAAAUGAUUUUUCCACCAUCAUGCAAGAAUUUACUGAAUGUUCAAAAUUGGAGACUAGACGAGAACACAUGAGAAAACGUACACAAAUUGAGAAGAAACUAAAGAGGUUUGUGGAGAAAAUGGAGAGAACAUUAUUCGGAGCAUGGCGUGGUGUGUUAACCGGACGUCGUCUUGAAAAGGAUCGUUUAAGAAUGUCUUCAUAUAUUCAUCGUAUUCAGGAAAUGGCAGUUGAAAUGUUGGGCUUUAAAAUAGAAAAUGAGCAACUACUCGAGGUUUUAUGUGAUAGUUUUUGCUAUCUUUUACCAAAAGAAGUUAUGAAGAAUUUGGAAGAACUUACUGGCAUUCAAGUUGAUUCUAAACGUCUUGCUGAGUUUUCAAAAGCGUUAUCAAGCUUUCUCGAGGAGCACGAAAGUGAUGACCAAGCUGAUGAAUUAUUUAGAGGUCCAGUCGUCUUGAUUCUUGAUAAGAUAAUACAACAUCUACCAUUUGAAUCUAUGCCAAUUCUUCGUGAUCAAGAAAUAUCUAGAAUGCCAUCUCUUCAAUUUGUCAAUGCACAUCUACUUUUCCAUAAAAAUAAGAGGUUACAAGUUGAUACAAAUAAGGCAUUUUAUGUCGUCAAUCCGCAAGAUAAUCUUCCAAACACCGAGGAAUGGUUUUAUAGCUGGUUUUCAACCAUUAAUAAAGAAUGGAAAGGUAUCGCGGGUCGUGCUCCUUCAGCAUCGGAAUUUAAAGAAGCUCUUGCAAAUUAUGAUCUUUUCCUAUACUCUGGUCAUGGCUGUGGACGUGAAUUUCUUAAUGGUGAUGACAUAAAGCGACUCAGUUGUCGUGCAGUAGCCUUGAUUAUGGGAUGUAGCAGCGGGAGUUUAAUUAUCGAAGGUGAUUCCGAACCAAAGGGAAUGGUACUCAACUAUCUCCUCUCUGGCAGUCCUGCAGUUGUUGGGAACCUUUGGAACGUCAAAGAAACGGACACUAACAAUUUCACAGCCAAUUUACUUGCACUUUGGUUCCAAGGAAAUUCUUCUCUCACUCGUUGUGUGGUGAAAUCACGUGAUAUUUGUACAUUCAAAUACUUAAAUGGUGGUGCAACUGUUGUCUAUGGCAUGCCUGUGUAUUCAUGCAUUGAUAAGUAAAGGUAACAUUAACUUGACAUUUGUCAUGUAUCUGUUAGCACAAGAAGUCAUUGCAAGUAGGCACUUGAAACAGGAAAAAGGAGCCAUUCUGUUUACUAUAGUUGGAGAAUAUACUAAUCCAUAGAUUUCAUUCUACUCUUUGACAAAGUGAUGCAACUGGUGAUCCAAAGCCAUGUACUUGGCAUUUCAAGUAGCAAGAAAUUAGUUCUUGUCACAAAUGUUUUUGGAAACUAGCAAUGAUGAAUAGUUUGAAUUUUCUAUGUUUUUAAGAUGAUCUUUUGAGAUGUUUGUUUUAAAUAUAUGUUAUACCACAAAA
Messenger RNA from Xenia sp. Carnegie-2017, 1952 nucleotides. RefSeq names its product separin-like. Gene Ontology annotation, cellular component: centrosome; nucleus; cytoplasm. Gene Ontology annotation, molecular function: cysteine-type endopeptidase activity. Gene Ontology annotation, biological process: meiotic chromosome separation; proteolysis. Lineage: Eukaryota; Metazoa; Cnidaria; Anthozoa; Malacalcyonacea; Xeniidae. The record is from RefSeq and is a predicted model, not a curated record. Bases 161 to 1636 code for a protein of 491 amino acids. The transcript has 15 exons.